CGGGGAGCGCGCGCCGGGCGGAGGCCGAGUGGAGGGGGAGGGGAGGGGGUCCGAGCGGCCCUUAGGCCCUGCCCCUGUCGCCUACUGCGCUCAGAAGGGGCCUCAGGGCCUGCCCCGGGUUGGGGGCGUUGGGGUGCCCUGGAUGGGGGCACCUUUAUCUCUCGUCCUGUCUCCGGGUGCGUGCACCCUCCUCCGUCCUUUCCUCUGUCGCCGCGGACCCUCUCCCCGAGGGCCCCUCCCGUCGCCACCCUGAAGGGUCCCUUCCCAAGCCCUUAGGGACGGCAGAGGACUUGGGGACCAGCAAGCAACCCCCAGGGCACGAGAAGAGCUCUUGUUGUCUGCCCUGCCUCACCCUGCCCCACGCCAGGCCCGGUGGCCCCCAGCUGCAUCAAGUGGAGGCGGAGGAGGAGGCGGAGGAGGGUGGCACCAUGGGCCCGGGCGGUGCCCUCCAUGCCCGGGGGAUGAAGACACUGCUGCCAUGGACAGCCCGUGCCAGCCGCAGCCCCUAAGUCAGGCUCUCCCUCAGUUACCAGGGUCUUCGUCAGAGCCCUUGGAGCCUGAGCCUGGCCGGGCCAGGAUGGGAGUGGAGAGUUACCUGCCCUGUCCCCUGCUCCCCUCCUACCACUGUCCAGGAGUGCCUAGUGAGGCCUCGGCAGGGAGUGGGACCCCCAGAGCCACAGCCACCUCUACCACUGCCAGCCCUCUUCGGGACGGUUUUGGCGGGCAGGAUGGUGGUGAGCUGCGGCCGCUGCAGAGUGAAGGCGCUGCAGCGCUGGUCACCAAGGGGUGCCAGCGAUUGGCAGCCCAGGGCGCACGGCCUGAGGCCCCCAAACGGAAAUGGGCCGAGGAUGGUGGGGAUGCCCCUUCACCCAGCAAACGGCCCUGGGCCAGGCAAGAGAACCAGGAGGCAGAGCGGGAGGGUGGCAUGAGCUGCAGCUGCAGCAGUGGCAGUGGUGAGGCCAGUGCUGGGCUGAUGGAGGAGGCGCUGCCCUCUGCACCCGAGCGCCUGGCCCUGGACUAUAUCGUGCCCUGCAUGCGGUACUACGGCAUCUGCGUCAAGGACAGCUUCCUGGGGGCAGCACUGGGCGGUCGCGUGCUGGCCGAGGUGGAGGCCCUCAAACGGGGUGGGCGCCUGCGAGACGGGCAGCUAGUGAGCCAGAGGGCGAUCCCGCCGCGCAGCAUCCGUGGGGACCAGAUUGCCUGGGUGGAAGGCCAUGAACCAGGCUGUCGAAGCAUUGGUGCCCUCAUGGCCCACGUGGACGCCGUCAUCCGCCACUGCGCAGGGCGGCUGGGCAGCUAUGUCAUCAACGGGCGCACCAAGGCCAUGGUGGCGUGUUACCCAGGCAACGGGCUCGGGUACGUAAGGCACGUUGACAAUCCCCACGGCGAUGGGCGCUGCAUCACCUGUAUCUAUUACCUGAAUCAGAACUGGGACGUUAAGGUGCAUGGCGGCCUGCUGCAGAUCUUCCCUGAGGGCCGGCCCGUGGUAGCCAACAUCGAGCCACUCUUUGACCGGUUGCUCAUUUUCUGGUCUGACCGGCGGAACCCCCACGAGGUGAAGCCAGCCUAUGCCACCAGGUACGCCAUCACUGUCUGGUAUUUUGAUGCCAAGGAGCGGGCAGCAGCCAAAGACAAGUAUCAGCUAGCAUCAGGACAGAAAGGUGUCCAAGUACCUGUAUCACAGCCGCCUACGCCCACCUAGUGGCCAGUCCCAGAGCCGCAUGGCAGACAGCUUAAAUGACUUCAGGAGAGCCCUGGGCCUGUGCUGGCUGCUCCUUCCCUGCCACCGCUGCUGCUUCUGACUUUGCCUCUGUCCUGCCUGGCGUGGAGGGCUCUGUCUGUUGCUGAGGACCAAGGAGGAGAAGAGACCUUUGCUGCCCCAUGAUGGGGGCUGGGGUUGUCACCUGGACAGGGGGCAGCCUUGGAGGCCACCGUUACCAACUGAAGCUGGGGGCCUGGGUCCUACCCUGUCUGGUCAUGACCCCAUUAGGUGUGGAGAGCUGGGAGGAGGCAUUGUCACUUCCCACCAGGAUGCAGGACUUGGGGUUGAGGUGAGUCAUGGCCUCUUGCUGGCAAUGGGGUGGGAGGAGUACCCCCAAGUCCUCUCACUCCUCCAGCCUGGAAUGUGAAGUGACUCCCCAACCCCUUUGGCCAUGGCAGGCACCUUUUGGACUGGGCUGCCACUGCUUGGGCAGAGUAAAAGGUGCCAGGAGGAGCAUGGGUGUGGAAGUCCUGUCAGCCAAGAAAUAAAAGUUUACCUCAGAGCUGCACA
Molecule: messenger RNA, 2272 nt
Organism: Pan troglodytes (chimpanzee)
Lineage: Eukaryota; Metazoa; Chordata; Mammalia; Primates; Hominidae
Gene: EGLN2
Product: egl-9 family hypoxia inducible factor 2
Exons: 6
Coding region: 479-1702 (407 amino acids)
Biological process (GO): cellular response to hypoxia; peptidyl-proline hydroxylation to 4-hydroxy-L-proline
Cellular component (GO): cytoplasm; nucleus
Molecular function (GO): L-ascorbic acid binding; peptidyl-proline 4-dioxygenase activity; ferrous iron binding
Source: RefSeq, a predicted model, not a curated record